Messenger RNA from Adineta steineri, 1209 nucleotides. Lineage: Eukaryota; Metazoa; Rotifera; Eurotatoria; Adinetida; Adinetidae. The record is from the annotation of a GenBank genome assembly.
AUGGAUAUUGUAACGAAAGAGAAAACUAUUAAUGAAGUACUUCAAAAAGCUCAAAAAGAAGGUGGUGUUGUUUUAAAAGAAAAAUUACGUAAAUUAUUAGUUGAACGUAAUAUUCCAUUUAUUCCAUUAACAACUAAAAUUGAUUCACUUCGUUCACUUGGUUAUGGUGUUUUUGGUAUAGUUGAAUUAAUACGUUAUCAAAAAAAAUUAUAUGCACAUAAAAGACCACGGCAAACAACGAAUGAACAACGUAAUAGUAUACUUGAAGAAGGUAUUAAACUAACAGAUAUAGCUGAACGUCAUCCAAAUAUUCAACGAUUAAAUUUUAUUAAUCUUCGAACAUUUGGUAUUGUUAUUGAUUAUUGUAGUAAUGGUUCACUUGAUGUAUUUGUCCGGGAAAAACAUUCAAAUUAUACAUUAGUUGAUGUUCUUAAUUGGGGUUAUCAACUAGCUGAUGCGUUAAGUUUUUUACAUUCAAAAAAAAUUAUUCAUCGAGAUGUUAAAAUGCAAAAUAUUCUAUUGAAGGAUAAUUAUCAAACACUUGUUCUAACAGAUUAUGGUACUGCAACACAACUUGGAAAAAGUUGGAUGACGGAUAAUGUUGGCACACCGAUUACAAUGGCACCUGAAGUAUUUGCUUAUAAUCAAUAUGCUGAACAAUGUGAUACAUAUUCAUGGGCAAUUGUCUUUUGGCAAUUGAUAUCAAAACAACUUUUACCUUAUGGAAAUCAAGGCAAAGGGUUUUUAAUCUCUGUUGUACGUGAAAAACUUCGUCCACCAAAAUUAAAUCAUUGUCCCGAAUUAUUUCUUGCUUUAAUGUAUCGUUCAUGGCAUUCUGAUCCUAAUGAACGUCCAACGUUAUUAUUAAUAAAAAAAAUUCUUCAAUUAAUAUUAAAUACAUUACCAAAAAAGAAAGAAGAAUAUACCGAUGAAAUGAUCAAUGAACUUAAUAAUCAAUGGACAAAUGAAUAUUGUUUAUCAGAAAAAUAUUUACCCGUUCAACCACGUUUAACAAAUGAACAAUCAAUAAAUCUUUAUCAAGAACAUUUAACAAUAAUGAAACGUAUCAUAACUAUUCAAAAAGAUCUUCAAGAAUUAAAACAAAAACAAGCUAAACAUGAUCAUUAUGAAGCCGUACUAGAUGAAAAUGAUCAAUUACAAAAAGAGAUCGAAGCAUUACGGUCAAAAACAGUUUAUGAAAUAAGGUAA